Molecule: messenger RNA, 5240 nt
Organism: Oncorhynchus mykiss (rainbow trout)
Lineage: Eukaryota; Metazoa; Chordata; Actinopteri; Salmoniformes; Salmonidae
Source: RefSeq, a predicted model, not a curated record
ACAGAGAGAGACAACUACUGAUCAUCACAUACAGCUGGUUUUUACUCCCCCUGUAUUUUCCCGUUCUGUUCAUGUACCAGGCUUCAGAGUGACGGUGGAGCAGGGCGUCGUUACUAAGCAGGGAGCAACGGAGAAAGAGAGGGGGAGAAAAACAGAGGGAGAGGAGAGAUUGAGGCAGAGGGGGGAGAGCGAGGCUGUCCGUGAAUGAGGAUGUACUCCCAUUAAAUCAAUUUGGAAGGAGAGAUCGAGGGUGGGAACAAGAGAGGAACAGCGAGAUGGGGAGAGAGCAGUGCACAGGGAGAGAGGGAGAAGUGAGAGAGUAAUAAACAGGGCGAGAGAACAAUGAGAGUUGGGUGGACUGACUGCCUUACCCCAGUGAGCUAGCUAGCUGUGGAUGUGAGCAGAGUGGCGUGUCUUUGGAGCAGGGAUACUGCUGCUAUUGAUCCAAACCACCUUCCUCUGUUCUGCCAGCCAGGUGAACUCCUACAGCACAGCUCUCUGAACAGAGAGGGAGAGCAACAGAGAGAGAUCUGACAGUCUCCUUCCUGUGUUCUUGAGAACUGGGUGCGUGUUCAACUCUAUUGCCUCUGCCGAACAAGAUAAGUGUGUGUUCUGUGUGUGGGAGCACCGACUAGGGAAAAAGAACACACCCUCUCUCUCCGCUGAACCUGAGAGUCUCAGAAGAGCAGCUAACGGCAGCUAACAAACCAACGACCUCCAGCUCCCAGCCGUCGGGUUGAGAUGACAUUGUGUGUGAUAGCGGUGGUCUGGGUAUUAAUGGAUCUGUGAGAGCGGUGGUCUGGGUAUUAAUGGAUCUGUGAGAGCAGUGGUCUGCUUUACCUGGACCUGUGAGAGCUGUGGUCUGGGUAUUAAUGGAUCUGUGAGAGCAGUGGUCUGGGUAAUAAUGGAUCUGUGAGAGCGGUGGUCUGGUAUUGCUGGACCUGUGAGAGCGGUGGUCUGGUAUUACUGGACCUGUGAGAGCGGUGGUCUGGUAUUACUGGACAUGUGAGAGCGGUGGUCUGGUAUUACUGGACCUGUGAGAGCGGUGGUCUGGUAUUACUGGACCUGUGAGAGCGGUGGUCUGGUAUUACUGGACCUGUGAGAGCGGUGGUCUGGUAUUACUGGACCUGUGAGAGCGGUGGUCUGCUUUACCUGGACCUGUGAGAGCGGUGGUCUGGUAUUACUGGACCUGUGAGAGCGGUGGUCUGGUAUUACUGGAUCUGUGAGAGCGGUGGUCUGGGUAUUAAUGGAUCUGUGAGAGCGGUGGUCUGGGUAUUAAUGGAUCUGUGAGAGCGGUGGUCUGGGUAUUGCUGGACCUGUGAGAGCGGUGGUCUGGUAUUACUGGACCUGUGAGAGCGGUGGUCUGGUAUUACUGGACCUGUGAGAGCGGUGGUCUGGUAUUACUGGACCUGUGAGAGCGGUGGUCUGGUAUUACUGGACCAGUGAGAGCGGUGGUCUGGUAUUACUGGACCUGUGAGAGCGGUGGUCUGGUAUUACUGGACCUGUGAGAGCGGUGGUCUGGUAUUACUGGACCUGUGAGAGCGGUGGUCUGGUAUUACUGGACAUAUGAGAACCGUAGGAGGAUGGGAGGCGAUCAUCUACCUGGACAGGAACAACCGCUGACCCCUGGAGAGAGAGGAGAGGAAGAGCAGUGAUGCAGACUGCCUUCAGUGUCUUAGAACAGACUGCCUCUCUAGGUCGACCUAAAUGUGACUGUCAUAGAUAUUCACAUGUAGCAGGGUAGGAGAGAAAGUGUGUGUGAGUGCUAGGGACGUGCAUGUGUGAUCGCGUAAGGGAGUGUUGAGGGCUUGCUGCUGGUGUUGAGAGUGACUGAGGAGAGAGGGAGGCUGGAUCGGAGCAGAGAGGAAAAAGGCUUAGGGAUGACUGGGUGGAACUGGAGGCUAAAGCUAACCUUGGAAUCAUCCUUGGAACCUUGAGGGGCUGCCGCCACUACUCCACCCCAAAGAGAGGAACUAGGACUGGGGAAAGAUCCGGGCUCUGUGGACCCUAAACCUGGUGCCUGGGAAUAAGAUGGGCUUGACUUUUAAGACAUUGGGAUGAUGUCAGAGGACCCUGUGAGGGAUGAGGUUGUCGGGAGGGCGAGAGUGGGCUCCCCACGCCUGGUGUACAUGGUUGGCCCCUCCCCACUAUGAGCAUGCAGGUGCUUCACAUGGUCAGGGAGCUGGUGUCUCCCUCCCGACGCAGAGCAGCCGCCAGAUACGGAGCGUCUGGUACAGAGCAGGAUGCUGUGCUGAGGCUUGAGAAGGAGAGGGCUGAGAUCGUCUCCAAAUAUGACAAGGGAAAAGAGGGCGCCACUGUGGAACCCUGGGAGGAUGCAAGCUUCCACCUGUACAAAGUCAUUGACCGCUUCGGCUUCGUACAUGAGAAUGACCUUCCCUCCUACGACUCGGUGGAAGAGAAGCAAAAGCACAUAGAGGUAGAAAGGACCUCAAAAUGGCUGAAGAUGAUGAAGAGCUGGGACAAGUAUAAGAACAGUGAAAAGCUGGUGAGGCGGAUCUAUAAGGGAAUUCCCCUACAGCUCCGAGGAGAGGUGUGGUGUCUGCUCCUCGACGUUCCCAAAAUAAAGGAGGAGAAGAAAGACUUCUACGAGAAGCUGAAGCUCAGGGCUCGAGGUCUGUCUCCUGAUGUCCGUCAGAUUGACCUGGAUGUGAACCGAACCUACAGGGACCACAUCAUGUUCAUGACCCGCUACGACGUCAAGCAGCAGGCUCUGUUCCACGUCCUAACAGCCUACUCCAUGUACAACACGGAGGUGGGGUACUGCCAGGGCAUGAGUCAGAUCACUGCUCUGUUGCUCAUCUAUAUGAAUGAAGAGGAUGCCUUCUGGGCUUUGGUCAAACUGCUGUCUGGACAGAAACACGCCAUGCAUGGGUUUUUUAUCCCCGGCUUCCCCAAGCUGAUGCGCUUCCAGGAGCACCAUGACCGCAUCCUCAAGAAGAUGAUGCCCAAACUGAAGUCACACCUGGACACACAGGAGGUGUUCACCAGCCUGUACACUAUGAAGUGGUUUUUCCAGUGUUUCCUGGACAGGACCCCCUUCACCCUGACCCUGCGGAUCUGGGACAUCUAUAUCCUGGAGGGAGAGAGAGUUCUGACUGCCAUGUCUUACACGGUCCUCAAACUGCACAAGAAGCACCUGUUGAAGCUGUCUAUGGAGGAUCUGGUUGAGUUUCUGCAGGUGACUCUGGCCAAGGACUUCUUCUAUGAGGAUGACUUUGUGAUUGAGCAGCUGCAGAACAACAUGGUGGAGCUAAGGAGGUCCAAACUGGAGCUGGCCGCACCAGGUAAAGAGGACGAGUAUCCCAAGAAGCUUCUUGGGCAGCUUCCCCCAGAGCCGGCGGUGAACCAGAACCACGUGGCGAAUGGUCAGAGCCACGCCCAGCCGGCCGAGCCCCCAAAAGCGCCCAGCCCCUCCCUCGAGCACCAGCGGGACAGCCAACCCCCCAACCGGGCGGGCAGGGGCUCCCUGGAGAAGCUGGUCCGGCAGCACAAGGCUGAGAAGAGGGAGGCCAGAUCACGGGGGUCCGGAGAGAACGCCAUCCACCUCGACCCCCACUGCAAACAGCCCUCCGUCCACAUCGACCCCCACUGCAAACAGCCCUCUGUACCCCCCCUUGCGACUCCAGAGACAGGGUCCACACCUACACCGUCCCCAGCGCCCUCUCCCUCGCCACACAACAACCCUCCUAUAAAAGUGGUGGAUGGAGGGAAGCCUCAGAACCACGCCACGGCCAAUCACAACUCCAAUGCCGCCUCCAGCAGCUCCCGUAAAGACAUCGCCCCGCGCUGGGUCAAGCCGUCCGAGACCAAGCUGGAGGCGGCCAAGGCAGCGGCUGCCAGGGAGAUCCAGCUGAGCCGCGGUGGUUCCCCGGAUCCCUCCAGCCCUGAUGACACCCUGCUGCUCAACCCCCGGCCCCGCUCCAGGGGCUUGAUCCCAGGCUCCAACCGCGGCUCCAACUCCUCUCAGUACGACAACGUGCCCGGGGGGGCAGAGCAGGACUUUGUGGAGGAGCUGGAGAGGCCACCAUCGCCAUCCCUACCCCCCACCCCCAGACUGCAAGGACCAGUGGGUAGGCAGGCCAAACGCCACAUCCCUGCUGCUCUGUCACUCAACAGCCCUGCGGGGGGUAAACCCUAUGUCCACCCCAACGGCCAGAGCCAGUACCACACGCCCCCCCAGCAGUACUCCCCCGGCCGGCCUGCUAUGGUGCCACUCCACUACCCCCCAUACAGUGUGAGCCUUGAGCAGAGGGGACUGGGAGAGGACAGGCACUACGGCCCCCCGCCCUCCCGAGGCACCCCACCUAUGGGUCUGAUGUAUGGGGAGAGGGCGUACGUCACCACCCAGCGGCCCAGCCACUCUCCGGAGAAGGCCCUCAUGAACAACUCCUAUGCCACCACCCACAGGCAGCCUCCCAGCUCAGCCCAGCCCCCCCGGACCCUUGUAGCCCCGCAGGUCCCCCGCACCAUACAGCAGCUGGACAGCCCUGGUAGUAACGCCUCCACAUACCUGCACCAGCCCACACGGCUCACCUCCGCUGCAGCCGCCUAUCCGGUGUACCCUACUGUUGCCUACAACAGGUACGAGGGGCACAGGAGAGGGGAGCAGACACAACCCUACCUGUCUGAGGGGCCAGGCCGGGGAGGGGCAGUGGAGGUGCAGCCGUGGAGGCAGCAGGAAGGUGGUGACAUGACACGUGCCCCUGGAGGUGUACCCCGAUCCCCCAGCUUCCAGAGGGCCCAGAUGUCCCCCGUGCAGGAGUUCACCUUCCCCCCCGGCCCUGACGGCCUGGCUCACUACAGGACACAGUUCCACGAGCAGCAGCAGCCCACCAUGAGGCAGCAGCUCCCCCCGCUGUUCGGAGGACAACACUACAGGCACGCACCAGAGGCGUUCACCAUGCAGGAGUCUAUGUUGCUGUGAUAGGAGGAGAGAGGGAUAGAAAGACACUGAGGUUUAGUCACUGACACUGUGGCAGCAGAGACCAGCGGUAGUCCUACUGGGGUUAAGGAGUUUUAGUUUGGUCUGUUUGUGCUUUAUAUGUGACGUUCUGACCCGUAAAGUCAUACUGCAUCGUGAAUGCUGCAGGAUACCAGCUUUUGACGUUUUUAUGGAUCCCUUUUAACCCACUGAAGAUUGAUUAUUUUAUUUUUUGGAUGUUAAAUCAUUAACGACAGGAGUUAAAAGUGUAUAUAUAUAUAUAUAUAUAUAUAUAUAU